Molecule: messenger RNA, 1160 nt
Organism: Owenia fusiformis
Lineage: Eukaryota; Metazoa; Annelida; Polychaeta; Sabellida; Oweniidae
Source: the annotation of a GenBank genome assembly
GGUAGAGAAAUCUGGGUAGUGACCGUCAGUGCCGAAAAACCAGAUGAACACGUUUUGUUAAGACCUGAAAUUAAGUAUGUCGGAGGUAUCCAUGGCAAUGAGCCUGUCGGUGGACAAGUAUUGAUUCGAUUCCUGGCAUAUCUUGGACAAAAUUAUGGCAAGGAUGAUACAAUAACAGCGUUGAUGAACUCAUCACGGCUGCAUGUGCUGCCGAUGUUAAACCCAGACGGCUUCAUGAAGGCCUACAAUAAGAACCCUGCGGGUGGGAGCUCUGACAGAAUUUGUGCAGGAAACAAAGGAAGAAACACUGUCACACCGAUUUCGGUGGACAUGAAUCGGAAUUUUGGUCCGGAAUAUUUCAAGAAGAGCUACAAUCCUGAGCCAUCACCUGAGACACUUGCAGUAAAAAGAUGGCUUGAAGACUUCCCCUUUGUUUUGUCGUUAUCCCUUCAUGGAGGAGCUAUGGUCGCUUCCUAUCCAUAUGAUAAUAAGCGUUUAACUAAAGAAGAACGUCAAAACAAAGAUGUCUUCGGCAGCUACAGCGAAGCGCCUGAUGACGAUAUCUUCCGGCAGAUGGCUCUGACAUACUCAUACAGUCAUGGGCGCAUGUAUGCAUGGGUACUGCAUCUAAACUGUGACUGGAACUUCACAGAUGGAAUCUCAAAUGGGGCAGAUUGGUUUUACGUGAAAGGCGGUAUGCAGGACUACAAUUAUGUCAAGUUCGGCGUCUUUGAAAUCACCAUAGAGAUGGAAUGCUGUAAAUACCCGGAUUACAGCAAAAUGGACGAUUUCUGGCACGAAAAUCUCCCUUCUUUCAUGAACUCUUGGAAAAACAUACACAGAGGAAUCAAGGGUAUUAUAUCAGACUCUCGGGGUAAUCCAGUUCCAAAUGCUCGUGUUUAUAUAGACAGCAGAAAACAUCCAUUUAGAAGUACAACUCAGGGAGAAUAUUGGAGGAUUCUGCUUCCAGGAACAUAUAAUAUCAGGGUGAAGGCAUCUGGCUACAAACCCUUUAAGCAAAAUGUAGUUGUCAACGAGCUCGAGCUCUCGGGGGCGGCAAUAGUCAACAUCACGCUUGUAGACAGCUGAGCCUCUUCAAACCAAUGAUUGAUUAUGAUACGUUAUGUACUUCAUUUGCGGUUUGCAAGAAUAAAUAUUUU